Messenger RNA from Motacilla alba alba, 1939 nucleotides. It is a transcript of the gene C5H11orf58, whose product is annotated as chromosome 5 C11orf58 homolog. Bases 106 to 627 code for a protein of 173 amino acids. NCBI's taxonomy places the organism in Eukaryota, Metazoa, Chordata, Aves, Passeriformes, Motacillidae. The record is from RefSeq and is a predicted model, not a curated record. The transcript has 5 exons.
CCGCCGCCCGUCCGGAACUACCGGUCCCGGCGCGCCCCGCGCCCGCCCCCGAGGGAGCGGCUCCGGCAGGAAGGCGGCAGCGCGGCCCGGUCACCCAGCCCGGCCAUGAGCUCCGCCAGGGAGUCCCAGAGCCACCACGGCCUCAAGCGAGCGGCCUCCCCCGAUGGCUCCAGCAGCUGGGAGGCGGCGGACCUCGGCAACGAGGAGCGGAAGCAGAAGUUCCUGCGGCUGAUGGGCGCCGCGAAGAAAGAACAUACUGGCCGCCUUGUUAUCGGAGACCACAGAUCAACCUCUCACUUCAGGACAGGGGAAGAAGACAAGAAAAUGAACGAGGAGUUGGAGUCUCAGUACCAGCAGAGCAUGGACAGCACCAUGUCGGGGCGGAACCGGCGCCACUGCGGGCUCGGGUUCAGUGAGUUUCAGGAAGAUGAACACGAAGAGGAGGCAGCUGGACACUCCUCUGAUGAGAGUUCAGAUGAUUCUGAAAGUGGCUCUGAUUCAGAGCAAGAGGAGUCUGCAGAGGAGCUACAAGCUACUGCAAAACACGAUGAAGCUGAGGUUCCAGAAAACAAAAAAGAAGCAAAAAGCAACUAUAAAAUGAUGUUUGUGAAAGCCAGUGGUUCAUAACUGCAGAUGUAACAGCUUUGUAUUUAAAGUACAGUAAGCCUUAUUGUUACAGUGCAAAGUGGAGGACUGCUACAGCACAGAUCUUUGUAUUUUGAUUUUAAAAAGACCCUGUUAGAUGACAAAAAGUAGUAUUUGCUUUCUGUUGCCAUGGAUAACAUUUUUAUGGGCACAGUGAUAUUACUGGUUUUUGUAAAGUGUAUAAAAUCCUGGAUGGAGAAAUAAAUUUGUUUUGUUCCUGCCCAAUCUUUACAAUGUUAUCUAAACUAUCCCUUCCCUUAUUCCAUGCCAGAUAAGGAAGCUUCAUGUUAGUGGUUUAUUCAGUUAGUACCCCAGUCUUGAAUUUUUGACUAUUAAGAUUACAUGUGAAUUACGUGAUGUUGCAUUAGUUGUAAAAUACCAAUAUCAGCAUUAUUCUGUGAUGUACUAGAGCUUUAAACAAUGAUUUUGUCUAUAGAUGCUAGUGUUGGCAGGGCUGAGGAGAAAUUGCUCACUUUUGUGACAGCAUUGAUCACUGUAUCCAUCUGAAGUCCUACAGCAGUUGCAUAGAGAAUAUGUUUUAGAAAAGCAUAAUACAACAGAAGGUUCUAAUUGCUUCUUUGGCUUUCUAACAAGGGGGAGGAGCUGUAGUUGUUUCUACUUUUCAGUAGAAAAGAGUGAUUUUUUGAAUUACUGGUUCCUGGCUAGAGCACUGAGCUGUUAUUAAAAAUAACACCUCCCAGAGAAACCAGUUUACUUUGAAAGAGAAAGUAUACUUUGAUAAUGAAAAGGAUAUACAAAUCAUUUUAGCUUUUUUAAAAUAUAGAAUAAAGAGUUAAGUAUGCGAGCCCUUCUUCCUUUUCUCCCUGCACAUGCAUCACUUGGAGGUCUGAGUCUAUUAGCACAAGGCUGUCAAGUCAAGCUGAUAUGCCUAGAAAGCCAGGAGUUCAGCAACUCCUCCCAGCAAGAAUUAAACACAUCCAUUCCUCUGCAAAGUCAUUGCAUUCAUGUAAUGAAUAAAAUAUCAGAGCUUUUUAGACUUCUUUUCCUCUUAGUACAUCAGACAGAUCACCUGCCCCUCCUGGCUGGGGGGGCAGGACAUCUGCCCUGUACCUCUGGUACCUCCAGAGCAGUGUUCCAGGGGACACUCAGGGUGCUCCUGGAGACUCCUGUGUACAAUUCCUGAUGUGCAGACAACAUUUCCAGCCAGUCGGCUGAAGGAAAGCAGCAGUUUGUACUGUCAUUGCCUAGUUGAAUGUAAACAUUGCAGCAUCAGCUAUUGGGGGAGGACUUGGAAUAAGUAUGGAAAAAAUAAAAGUAAUAUUGUAAAUAGAAA